UAAAUUGAAACAAAUUUUUAGCGUAUUUUUCUAACCAUUUGUGCAAAUAAUUUCGAUUACAUCUCAAAUCUUACAGAUCAAAUCGACCAAUAAAUAUCCUAUAAUAAUAAAUAUCUAUAAACACAAGUCACAAAACUACAUUUAAAUCACGCAAAAUCGACUACGAACUCAUAAGUACAAAUUUCUCGGCGCCCAAUCCUUUCAUCAACUCCGGGAACAAGUCUCGCUUCCAUCCACAGGUUCAUCAUUGUAUACGCAGAAUAAAUGAGGACGCUGGAACCCCCUAAUAAAUACCGAGUUUCUCCAUCACUGGCGUCCACCUUGCUUCCACCCUCUCCAAUCAGGCAUCAGACACGAUCCUCAGGAGGUAGUCAGCCAACCUACUCCUUCCUUCCUUCCUUCCUUCCUUCCUUCCUUCCUUCCUUCCUUCCUUCCUUCUUUCCUUCCUUCCUUCCUUCCUUCCUUUCUUCCUUCUUUCUUUCUUCCUUCCUUCCUUUCCUCGAUUCCUUCCCUUCUCUUCCUUUCUUCCUUCCUUCCUUUCCUCCCUUGCCAAAGCAAUCUUCCAUCCCCGGAGUAAGACAUUGAGGCACCUGCUAGAGUCCAGCUCAAUCAGGGAGUAUAGCGUGGCGGAGAGGAGGCAGAAGGCGGUAGUGGGAGAGCUUGCACGGUAUACUCAGGGAACUGUAUCCGGACGGGGCAGGGGCCCUCGACCGACUGGGUGGUCCUACCGCUUCAGUUGUGUUCCGACGCGCUUCAAGCCAACACUACGAACACUAUUUCGAUCCACCACGGGUGUCGUGUGCUGCCUCUCUCGUCCAACUGCACUGGGCCAGAGCCCCAGACCGAACAGGCGGAACAGGCCACGCCGUGGACCUUCCUACCGGUUCCACGCACCCGUUCCUUCGAUCGUCGACGAGGAGGGACACUUGGAUCGAUCAUCUGUGGUUUACACACGUUGUCGUUUCACACUGUCGUCUCACACUCGUCCAUCCUCCGCAAAAGGUGAUUUUAACAUGCGCAGGACGGGCAUUUGAUCGCGUUUGAUCACGUUUGAUCGUGUUUGAUUCCGUGAUUCCCCACUCCACGCAAGCAUUUUCAAAGGUGACAGGGGUGAAGGUUGCACGGGCGGGGUUCACAGACGAGGACGAAAAGGACGGGACGUGUCGCGGACGUGUUGGAAUGGGAACGACAAGAGAGAUUCGGAGGGAUUGGUUUAGUCGGAGCUGAUUGGCGAAGGUGAAAAGUGUCGGAGGUAGAAAGCUCGUUCCGUGGGAGGAACCGAGUGUGUGGUGCUGGGGAAGCCGAGCGUCUGUCAGACUCGGGGAUCUGUCAAGCCGAAGGAUUGGCCGAAGCCAUCGUCGAGAUUGUUAAUAGCCGCUGACGACUCGUGAGAUGAGAGUAGUCAUUCUUGGGCCUUCUCGAAAUCUUGCGCGAACACAUAUUUUGAUUAUUGUUUCGUUCGUACGAAUCUUAUUUUGAAUUAUUUGGUGAGGAAUACAGUAGUGAUGAGGAAAAGUUUCACGAUGUAAAUUGUGCUAUCAAUAAAUCGGAGAGAAUCGAGAGGGAUUCCCGAAGCGCGAGUUGACGAUUUUGUUUCUCCGUGAGAGGCGAUCAGCCGAUGAUCGGUUGCGGCCGGAUAAACGACGAGAUAAUUCGUUCGGCGGUGAAGUGAAACGAUUCGAUCGGUAGGUGCGAAGGAAGGAGAUGGUAUAAGGGACGAUAACGACAAGGUGGCACGCGGGCUGUAAUCAAAUGCAGGUUUAUUUAGAACGGGCGCUUUGAUAAAGUGGUUAGUGCGAAAGCGUGGAUCGAGCCAAUCAUACCUGAUUGCCUGGACGUGAGUUGUGCGAACCGAGAAAGAGAAGAAGAGAUAUCGUGGAAAAGAGAUAGAAAGGAGCUUCGCAAGAGAAAUCGCUUCGAGUUGCUUGGACACGUACCCAGAUGAAGACGUCCGAUGUUGCGCCACGUGAUUCGUAGAUCGAUCCUCGAUUUCUCGAUUCGAUAGACUUUGCCGAUUGAGGGACGAUUAUCGUGAGUGGAGGAGAUCAGCUUCUGCUUGAUAUCGUGGCUCCCGAUGGACUUCAAAAUGUGAAGAUUCUCCCUUUCGGGAGUGGGGGAACAGGAUUGUCCAGCAGCACGACGGCGAUCGGCAGUGCAGCCACCGGUGGCGGUGGCGGAGCGAGUAGCGGUACGAGUGGUGGAGGUGGCGGUGGUAGUGGAGGCGAAGGUGGCGGGGCAGCCGGCAACGGGACUUCCGGCGGUGAUUUCCUACGCAGAAGUCACCCCCUCUCGGAGCAUACGGCCCUGCAUCCCGCCUACCGGCUCAACUACAUGGACCACCUUUACCACCAGCUUCAGGCCUCCACGCACAGUCCCAACGCCUCGUUACACGGACUGGGUGGUUUGGGGCCCGAGUACCUCUUGCAUGCCGCAGGACCAGCGAGCACCCUCGCUUCUUCAGAAUUCCCUUUUUCCAUUGACGUGUCGGCAUCAUCAAGACUAGGAAGUCCAAGAGCGUCCGCGAUCAGGGCGAGCCGGAAACGGGCGCUAAGCAGUUCUCCAUACUCGGAUCGUUUCGACAUCGACAGCAUGAUCCGAUUCAGUCCAAACAGUUUGGCCUCCAUCGUGAACGGUUCUCGGAGCAGCAGCGCGAGCGGCAGUUACGGCCAUCUUUCCGCUGCAAUGAGCCCAGCUUUGGGAAUGCAUCCGGGAAUGGCGCCUCAUUUGCAACAACUUCAAGCGCAUCUUUUGAGGAGUGCAGCAGCCGCAGCGCUUCUACCCCAUGCUCAUCCUCUGCAACCCCCUGCACCACCUCCACCACCACCUCAUCCACAUCCUCAUGCCCAUGGAUUAUCGCCGCAUUCGCAGUUGUACGCAGGCGUGCCACCCCAUUCUACAGCCUCAGCAACUCUUGGACCUCACGGGGGAGGAUUGCCGCCCAAAACUGAGAGCGCUGAAUCAUGCAGAAAAGCGUCGGAAUCGACAACCAGGUCGGUGACGGCCGAGGCGGAUACAUCUUCGAGGAGAACUUCGACCAAGGUGAAAAGAGAACCUGCGACGACCACGUCGAACGCCACGACGACCACUGCACCACCGACUCAUCCCCAAGGGCUGAGCCCCAGCGAAGAUCUCCGAGACGAGCCCGGUGACUUUAUCGAGACGAAUUGUCACUGGAGAGAUUGUGGUCUUGAAUUUCCAACCCAGGACGAUUUAGUGAAACACAUUAACAAUGAUCACAUACAUGCAAACAAAAAAAGUUUUGUUUGUGGUUGGGAGGAAUGUUCAAGGGAGGAAAAACCAUUCAAGGCACAAUAUAUGUUGGUAGUGCACAUGAGAAGGCACACCGGAGAAAAACCUCAUAAGUGUACAUUCGAGGGAUGUUUCAAGGCAUAUUCGCGUUUGGAAAAUCUGAAGACGCAUCUCAGAUCCCACACUGGAGAAAAACCAUAUACUUGUGAAUAUCCUGGUUGCAGCAAAGCCUUUAGUAACGCCAGUGAUCGUGCGAAACAUCAAAAUAGAACUCAUUCCAAUGAGAAACCAUAUGUCUGUAAAGCUCCAGGUUGCACGAAGAGGUAUACCGAUCCAUCAUCCCUAAGAAAACACGUAAAGACUGUACAUGGUGCAGAAUUCUACGCUAAUAAAAAGCAUAAAGGAGGCGGUGGAGAUGGCGGAGGAAGUGACGAAGCAGGUGCAGGCGGUCACAGCCCUAGCAGAAGCGAGGAUCUUCAUCCGAAGACACCUAGUUUGUCUAGCCCUAGUGUAAAAUCUGAAAGCGAAGCUAACAGUCCACCUAGCAUGAUGCAACAGCAAGGUAGUCCAUUGGUUGGUGGUUGCAACGAUGAAGUUGCUGGCGUAGGUACAUUAACUGGCGAUGGCGUGGCUCUGGCCGAGGAACCUUGGAACGAGGAACCUGAUGACUUGGACAUUGCCGAUCUGCCAGUUGCUCUUCGUGCCAUGGUUGGUGGAAUGGAGUCACAACAACAACAACAACCUCCUCCUCCCGCCUCAAGGAAUCGUUUGAAAGGCAGGUUGAACGCUAAAGGCAUGCCAAAUCUGCCUGUCAGUGUAUCCAGCAUGAGAGGGACACGUGGUAUGGGUCCUCAAGGCAACAUUGGUGAUUUGAACAGGAGGAUUACUGACCUGAAAAUGGAGGGUGGCGGUUCUGCUCGUCAAACGAGCCUAUCCGAUUUACAACUCAGGUUACAACCUCUGAGCGAACCACGAAGGGACAGCAACAGUACAGUGAGCACUUAUUACGGUAGUAUGAAAUCCACGGAUUUCGGUAGCAGAAGAAGUAGCCAAGCUAGUGGAGUCAGUGCUGUUAGAAUGGGUCAGACUGGACCUGGCAGCUUCUACGAUCCGAUUAGUCCUGGAACUUCAAGAAGGAGUAGUCAGAUGAGCACUACUUCUGGUCGAAUGAAUCCACCCAAUCUUCAAGGACCUUACUCUACAAGCAAUCUUGUUGUUCAAACGCAGAAUAUGUCUCUCCAAGGAAUCCAGGGUAUACCAGGAGAUUGGAACGGUCCAAGUGGUCAUUGCACGCAACUAUCCGGUGAUCGUCGUAUGUCAGAACCUACAAGGGGUCAUCAGACUCAAAGAAAUUCACCUCCUGUACCACCUAGGCCAAGAUCAGCUCAACUUCCAGAGCAUCAUCCUAAUCAAGAGGUUAUUCUGGAUGAGGUUGGAGAAGGCGAAAUGGUGGAGAAUAAAUUGGUAAUUCCUGAUGAAAUGAUGCAGUAUUUGAAUCAAGUUCAAGCAGGCGGAACUCAAGUCAAUUGUCGCAGUCCUCUACCUAUUUGUCAAUCACCAAUUUGCACCAAUCCUUUGCAUUAUCAACGUCAAAUACAGCCUACAUGCAACUACAACCAAUCUCAUCAGCAAACCUGUUAUCCACCAUCACAAUCUGCUCAACCUUGCACAAAUUAUCAAAAUACUUCCCCAUCACCUUAUAAUCAAUGCCCUAGCUCUCGACCUCCUCAAUCUAACUCGCAAUACUGUCCUCCACCAACUUAUCCAUCGCAACCAAAUGGUGGACAAGUCCUUAGCCCAGCAGCAGGUCAAGUCAUGUCACCAGGAUCUCAUUACGCUUCCAGUCAUAUUAGCGAUCAACCUCUAACAUCACCAGCAGCUGGUGCUUUAGCACCUCAACACCCUCCACAAAAUCUUCCACAAAAUUCUGCUCAACUAACCAGAAACUGUCCUCAGAACCAUAUGCAUCAUGGCUAUUAUCCUAAUUACAAUUGCCAAGGACAGAUGAACGCAAACUGUACUGGAAAUCCAAAUGGUCAAGUGAACCAUCAUACGAAUUCCGCAUGUGCUCCACCCAAUCACAGCGCUAUGACCCAACAACAAUGUGUGCAGAUGCGUUCAGCUGGCAAUUGUCAACAAUUAUCUUCGCAUUGUACCCAACAACCAGUUAUACCUAAUCAGACAACCAUAAGUCAUCCUAAUACACAGUGUGGUCAAGUUGCCAAUCAAUGUACCAGGCCAAUAGUAACACCCAAUGGUCAGAUGCCUAAUUUACAUCCUGUCCAACAGACCACAGUACCUAAUCAAUGCGCUCAGAUAUCGCCGCACUGUUCUCAAUUAAAUAUGAACAAUCAGUCCAAACCAAUUACCAACAUAACCAAUCUCCAGGGUUGUCAACAACAAGUUCAACAACCAACUACUCCCUGUCUACAAAUGGCCAAUUGUGCUCAUCCCAACAGCGGUCAUCGACCAAUUACAGACAAUACUCUAUCCAAGAGAACGUCACCACAAUUGUGCUCUGCUCAACAAACCAAUUGCAGGAUGCAACAGCAGCAACACACUUGUACGCAUAAUUGUCAAGCUCGAACUAAUCCACCGAAUCACCAAUAUAACUGUAAUUGUCAAUGGGGUUACGAUCAGUGUUAUCACGAGCAAACUGGUUCUACUAUGCCAGAAAUUCAAUGUAGAGACAUCAGUCAAUCUCAACAAGGAUCUCCUAUAAAGCCUCCUCAAGGAAUGAGACAGGAUUCGUACAGAAGAACAUUGGAAUAUGUGCAACAAUGCAGAAAUUGGUCUGGAAAUGCUCAGACUCAUGAGACAAACGUUUCUAGUUCCACUCAUCCAAUGUCAUUGCCGCAGCCAUUGCCAUCUAGCGCCAAUAUGGUAGUAAACGACAUGACUUCGUCUCUGAGCUCAUUGCUCGAAGAGAAUAGAUACUUGCAGAUGAUUCAAUGAAUCUAAAUCAUGAUAUAAAUAUAGAAAUAUAUAUGUAGAUAUAUUUUCUAUAUAUAAAUAUAUAAAUAGAUAUAUUUUCUAUUGCAACUUUUUUAUACUAUCGUUUAAUAAGCGCGAGGAAUACAUCGAUUCAAACUUUUGUAUUUUUGAUAAAGACUAGAGAAUUUCUUCGGUCUCUUCGUUUUUCGAAGAAACGAAAUGUAUUUUGUAUUUGUUGAACAUCAAUCGGCAAUCGAUCACUUAAUUUAAUUAUUAUAUAUUAUAUAAUCGUAGAUUAUAAAUUUAUGAAUGGAUGAUUCUCGGUGAUUAAUUAAUGAUUAAUUAAUAUUAAUCAAAGUGAUUACAAGAAAGUUCAAAUAUGUUAUUUUUUUUUUUUUUUUGCUAAUGUCGUUUGUAGUUUUUUUGUAUAACGAAGUGCCUUAUGGACGAAUUAAGCUAAACGCAUGAGUGUGCAAAAUUUUAUUAAUUUAUUAUUUUUUGAAUAAUCAUAUUUAACAUGUUUAUCAUCUGAAAUUCUUUAAAGCGAAAUUUCUAAGAAAUUAUAGAUUUAUAAGACUAUUGAAAGCACUACGCUUACGCGCGAGAUCUUAUUUGAAUCGAGAGCUUGUUUGGACAGCACAAUAAAAAUAAUAAUAAUAUACAUAUAUUGCGUGAGAAAUUGCGAAAUAUUUUUCGAUAUCUUUGUAUGGUAUUUUUAUAUCACCUUUUCAAAACGUGCCAACAUGUUUUUAUUGUAUCAUCCUAAUUAUAUCUUUUAAUUUUACGACGAGUGGUGUACCAACGUGAUACAGACAAUGAUGUAAUACUUAAUAUCUAAAUAUUACAUUAAAUAUUUCUUGUACAUGAAGACACAAAUUGCUAUCAAUAAGAUUAAAGAUUAAAAGGAAAACGUAGACGGCCAAUAUUAGGAUAUAAACUCUGUAGAUAAAUCAUAGUGAUGUAAGAUAUUAUUAAUUAAUGCUCAUAGACAAUGUGCAUGAUAGUUAUUCAUUUCGUGAGAAUGUAUCAAAUAUGUGUGUGUAUAUGUGCGUAUUCGUUGGUAUGUAUGACUUUCAUAAUUAAAUUGGGGAUGUUUAUGCAAAUUUAUAUUUUUACGAAAAUAAUUAAAGAAAAUUUAGAAAAAAAUAUAUUAUUACUUAGUGCCUUGAUUUCGUUAUUUUGUAUAUUUUUGUAUAUCGUAUAUAUUUUAUAAAUUUUUAUGUAAACAUCCUCAGUUUAUUCAUUAAAAUCAUUGUAAAGAAAAUAAAUCGUAAGAUAGUUGAGAAAGCAUUUUUAGAUUAUUACAUGUUCGGUUGAUCGACCGAAACGAUUUUAGAAUCUCUUUAAUUUUUAUAAAAUAACGUGUGCCUUUCGUAAUCGUAAUUUAUCGUUGGACGAUAAAAAAAGUUGACAAGUGCAUAGAGAAGUCUUAAAAACUUAGCGUACCUAAUGCUGUUUCACAAUUUCCUUUUUUUUUCUUCUAUACAAACGAUUUUGUACGAAUUUUAUUAUAUCCACGAAGUGCGAAAAGCAUUGUGAAUAUUAUACAUAUCUAUCAUAUAGCGUAGUGAUUCAAAUAUGCGAAUGAAAAGAGUAAGUUUUAGACUCUGAAAAUUGUUAAUUAUUUUAAAAUAAAUCAUAUCGAUCCCAUCAACGAUA
Molecule: messenger RNA, 7842 nt
Organism: Apis cerana (Asiatic honeybee)
Lineage: Eukaryota; Metazoa; Arthropoda; Insecta; Hymenoptera; Apidae
Gene: ci
Product: transcriptional activator cubitus interruptus
Biological process (GO): regulation of transcription by RNA polymerase II
Cellular component (GO): nucleus
Molecular function (GO): DNA-binding transcription factor activity, RNA polymerase II-specific; RNA polymerase II cis-regulatory region sequence-specific DNA binding
Source: RefSeq, a predicted model, not a curated record